Messenger RNA from Lates calcarifer (barramundi perch), 2882 nucleotides. It is a transcript of the gene arf3b, whose product is annotated as ADP-ribosylation factor 3b. Gene Ontology annotation, biological process: intracellular protein transport; vesicle-mediated transport. The transcript has 5 exons. NCBI's taxonomy places the organism in Eukaryota, Metazoa, Chordata, Actinopteri, Centropomidae. Gene Ontology annotation, molecular function: GTPase activity; GTP binding. Gene Ontology annotation, cellular component: cytoplasm; plasma membrane. The coding region runs from base 199 to 744 and encodes 181 amino acids. The record is from RefSeq and is a predicted model, not a curated record.
GCUGAGUUGUCCCCUGGAAAAUAUCGUGAGACGUUUAGUAGAGGACUCCUCAGCUAAGGUAAGUGAGGACACUGGCAACACCGUCAGCCCGCUGCAUACACACCCCUCCUUCGUAAAUUACCCCUGCUCGACAACAGAGACUGGCCUCUGGCAUCACGAUCGUAGCUGCACACUGAAGUUUAAAACCUCAUCUGAAUCAUGGGGAACAUUUUUGGGAAUUUGCUGAAGAGCCUCAUCGGAAAGAAGGAGAUGAGGAUCUUGAUGGUGGGGCUCGAUGCUGCAGGAAAAACAACAAUCCUCUACAAGCUCAAGCUGGGAGAAAUAGUCACCACAAUCCCAACCAUUGGGUUUAACGUUGAGACAGUGGAGUACAAGAACAUCAGCUUCACUGUGUGGGACGUGGGUGGGCAGGACAAGAUCCGCCCUCUCUGGAGACACUACUUUCAAAACACACAGGGUCUCAUCUUUGUGGUGGACAGUAACGACAGAGAGCGUGUCAACGAAGCACGAGAGGAGCUGAUGAGGAUGCUUGCUGAGGAUGAGCUGAGGGAUGCAGUCCUCCUCGUGUUCGCCAAUAAACAGGACUUACCGAACGCCAUGAACGCUGCAGAGAUCACAGACAAGUUGGGCUUACACUCCCUGCGUCACCGUAACUGGUACAUCCAGGCCACCUGCGCCACCAGUGGCGACGGCCUUUACGAGGGUCUUGAUUGGCUGGCCAAUCAACUCAAGAACAAGAAAUAAGAAAACUGGAAAACAGCAGCCAGCAGCCACACCCGUCCACCAUUUUAUUUGUUUUGGGAACUGUGUGUGUGUGUGUGGGAGGGAGGGGUACAGGUUAGGCACAAGGGCUUCUGGUUGAUAGCUGCAAAGCAAGAUUUGGGGUCUGGGGGAGAUUUUAGGCUUUCAUUUUCUGUCUGUUGAGGUUUCUAAUAGUUUUCAGCUCUGCAAACAGAUUCUCACAUACUACAUAUUUAACCACUCACACACUGACACACACAAAUGCACACUAACCGUAAGCAAUCACAUGCAGACACUUGCUUUUCCUGUGUCCACCUCUUGUCCUUAGGUGCAAUGUACUGUAUGUUAGUCUCUAGGUGCUGUUCCAAGUCUUGUCUGACUCCACUGAGUCGACAAUGAGUCAAAUGUGACUUUUUGUUGAUAUGUGUUUUUCAGCUGCCACUCGUCCGCGCAAACAGCUGUUCUGUGUCAGUUGCACUUCCUGUUUUUUUGUUUUUUUUUUGUUUUUCCUUUCUUUAUUCCCUCUCCUGGUGGGUAACAGAGCCAUGUUUGAGAACAAUCAUAGCUGGCAGAUUCAUGUCACCAUAAUUCACUUUGCUCUUCCUUUUAAUUUGUGAGCAACGCUGAGGCACUUUGAUACUCUGAUAAAGCGUGCACAUGUGUGCUGUAUGUGUUUCUGCGAGCCGCCCAGACAGUGUUAAUCAUGACCAACAAGUCCUCUUACUGCCUCAUUUUGGAAAUCUUUUUGAUAUCUGUGGCAUCUUUGUACUCCCCUGCGUGGCAACCUGAAGCAUCGAAGCCGCCCUUUUUAAAUAAUUAAAAACUCACAACACCUUCUCGACUGCCUGACCUGCAUGCGACCUGGUAGAUCUCUCUGACGUUGUUGCGUACGUUUUCCAUCCUCUCAGCUGCAUGGACGUUGAUGCUGUUUGUAUAUUUCCUCUAACUGCCCCUGAUCGUGUUCUGGUGCUGUUUACCGUAAGAUGCAGAAACCCACCACAGCCACCACUUCCUGUUUAUCCGCCGUCAACAUGUGCUUAAAACACUAUCGUCAGCUUUAUGGUCUUUUAAUGUGAAAGCAGUGUAUAGGUAAACUUGCGCAUAAACCACAACACACAUAACCUACAGAUGCUGCUUGUCUGCCUUCUUGUAUUUGCGUACGAGUACUCAAACUGCACCAGGUUGCUCUCGCUUUUGUAUGUGUUUUGUCUCAGAGGGGGGAGGAGGGGGUGGUGUGUGAUUUUGUCUCUGUGUUACUGAAUGUGAAUAUUGUUGAUGAAUCUAUAAAUGGGCCAUAAUUAUAUUUAUUUGACACGCAUAUUCCUUUUAUUUCCACGACGUGUGGGCAUGAUUAUGUGAAAGAAAGCAGGGUAAGCAGAUCGAUAUGUGGAUGUUGUAGUUUUCAGAGAUUCAUCAGCACAUCCACAGCUCACCUCUGAACAGCAGACGAGUUACUGCGUCACCUCCGAUACCAGCAGAAUCCACAGAUUUCUGUCAAUGAAAACUAUUUCUGUGUGCCAUACAUGGGUACAACCACUCAUACACCAGUGACAGUACGACAUACUGUAUAUCCACUCCACCAACUUAUCAGUGCAUUGUUCAUAUUCAGCAUCUGUUGUGUGUUAAAUCAUGAGUUUGAUCAUUUGGGUUUUGUGGCCUUAUAUUUAGUAAUGACUUCAAAUUGAUUUCUUCUCAGCUUGUUUGGUUCUGAUUUUGAGUCACAUAUAUUUAUCUACAAUAUAAAAAGAAUGAUUUACAGAUUUAUUUCUCUAUGCCCUCAAAAGGCAGGUUUUGCACCACAGUUCGAGAUGAUUAGGCAAAGGUUUUGUCUUAUAGUAUCUUUUGUUUUUUUGCCAGUAUACUUGAUUCAUAUUUGGUGGUAGAUGAUUUAUUUGGUUUGUUUCAGGGUGUAAAGAAACUUUGAUGUAGACUGUGUCUGUGAAACAAUGAUAAUCAGUGCGAACAAAACAAAAAACAAAAAAAACCCUCUGAUGAUUCAUUCUGUACCGUUAUAGUUACACAAGUAGAUUUAAAAACGGUGAAGAUUAAAUGACUCAAUGCUGAAUGCAUGGAGACAUCUCUAUGUGAUGUAAGACAACAAACAAAAUCCUGCUGUAUUACAAAUAAACCCAUUUUCUGUA